AUGCUUGGCGACCUCAUCACAUGCAUCCUCUUCCAAUCCACUCGCCCACCCACACUUUUCAUGUCACUCUCCUUCCAUCUCUUCCAUCCCUCCACACUGCUCCCCCAAAGUGCCCUGCAGCCAUGGGUGGCGCGCAAGGUCCAGGAGUUCCUGGGGAAGGAGGAGUCCACGCUCGUUGCCUUCAUCCUCUCCACCCUCCUCCGUUCCCCCUCUCCUCCUUUGCCCACCCCCCCUCCUUUUCCACGGGUCACCCCACCCUUCCUCAGAGUGCCUGCACCAGCGCAUGAGGCCAUGGGUGGCGCGCAAGAUCCAGGAGUUCCUGGGAGAGGAGGAGCCCACCCUCGUCAACUUCAUUCUCUCCAAGCGCAGCAGCAUGUGGGUGGGGCUGCACUGCUGGGCCUGCUGGAGCCGAUGUUGGACGAGGAGGCAGAAAUUCUUGUGCUCAAGAUGUGGCGCAUGCUCAUCUUUAAGAUCAAACGUGUUGAGCUGGGCCUCACGGAUCCUUCUGACGACGCUGCACACCUCAUUCUCUUGGCAUUUCCGCGUCUCUUGCUGCGCCUACCAUCCGCCGCUGCUCCCACGCAGUCCCUUACCUCUUCAUGUGCCUCCUUAGCGCGCCGCUUCAUCAAUGGUGACUGGCAGUCUCUUUUCAGUGAAGCCGUAGCUGCAGCCACUCUAGCCGCCAGACCUUUGCACAUGGCAUCGGCACGUUCUACGGCGCUGCAGGCUCGUCUCAACCGUGCGAAACGGUUUGCGAAAUGCGGGGACUGGUCACGUUCACUGGCAGCACUGGAAGCUGGCGAGCUAGCUCCUCCAUCAUCAGAAACGGUUGCUGCCCUCAGCUCCAAGCACCCACCUGCUGCAGCAGAAAUUCCUGACUGGGUACACAGCUUCACUCCUACAGCCGCACCACAGCUUACUGUCCCUGUUCUCCAGGCCGCUCUACAGUCCGCCCCCCGUGGCACAGCUGCUGGACCUUCUGGGUGGUUCAUUGAGCACCUCAGGGACAUGUUUCUCUCUCACCAGCAGCAUCUCCCUUCUCUCCUCCACGUAUUCCAGAACUGGCUGCAGGGUGAUCUUCCACUUGCAGUCAGGCCUUUCUACACCGCUUCGAACCUCGUGGCCCUACAGAAACCGCAUGGUGGUGUACGUCCCAUCGCCAUUGGGGAAGUGCUACCACGCCUCCUUUCACGCUGCAUCACUCUCCUUUUCAAGCAGCAGAUGCGAGAGACAUUCCUUCCUCACCUUCAAUUUGGCGUAGCAGUUCCGGCCGUGAUCGAGAUUAUGUCGCACGCAGUGUGCUCCGCCUUCUCCCUUCAUCCAGACUGGGUGGUGCUUCAGCUGGACAUUGCAAACGCGUUCAACUCAUUCAACCGGGUUUCCAUGUUUGAGGCAUUAAGGCGCUCCCCAUUCUCUAGUCUCAUUCCAUUCUUCCGCCUAUUCUACUCCACCCCUUCACCUCUUCACUACCGCAGCGGCCCCCUUCUCCACACAUUCCAGUCAGCUUCUGGUGUUCGGUGCAAUGAGGUGGCGGGUUCUGGCGGGGCUGAAAUAGUGCUGAAGGAGGUGGGGCAGGCGGUGCGCAGUGGGAGGGCCAAGAGUGUGGUGCUGGCGCCGGAUGUGGAAGAGGCAAGAGGGCAGGUGAGGGAAGAUGUGGGUGGGAGGUGA
This is a messenger RNA of Closterium sp. Naga37s-1, 1668 nucleotides long. NCBI's taxonomy places the organism in Eukaryota, Viridiplantae, Streptophyta, Zygnematophyceae, Desmidiales, Closteriaceae. The record is from the annotation of a GenBank genome assembly.